GUGGACAAAUCAUAGUCGGUGAGUAGCAGAGGAUUUCUCGAAGCUCCGGAACCGAUCCUCUAGAAAUCCAAACCAAGCAGCGACUACAAGGAGAAAAUAGCGCAGAAAUGUUAAGAGCUGCAGCGAGGAGGCUCCUCUCUCCUUCUACUUCUUCUUCUCUCGCUUCACCGCCGCUGCCUUGGAGGCCCACCCAGGCUGCCUCCACCGUUGCUUCGCGGUGCCUGUUCAACGGCGUCGAUUCGUUCUCUAAUUCUGAUGAGUUCCAAUCAAGCACUGUUAUAGGCAGCUACUUUGUAUUUGGUCCACGCUUUCAUAUCCCACACAGAGGUUUUGUUUCUGAGUCACUUACACCCAGAAAUGAAAACAUCACCAUUCCAGAGAUUCCACCAACAGUUUCAGCUGUCAAAAACCCCACUCCAAAGAUCGAGUAUGAUGAGUUUGUCCACGAGCGCUUCCCCCCUGGUGACCCAAGCAAGAGGGCAUUUGCCUAUUUUGUGCUGACAGGCGGUAGGUUUGUGUAUGCCUCACUGAUUCGUCUUCUUAUCCUGAAAUUUGUGUUGAGCAUGUCGGCCAGUAAGGAUGUUCUUGCCAUGGCUUCUCUCGAGGUGGAUCUAUCUAGUAUUGAACCUGGUGCCACUGUUACUGUUAAGUGGCGUGGAAAGCCAGUUUUCAUUAGGCGCCGAACUGAGGAGGAUAUCAAGCUGGCAAAUAGUGUUGACCUGGCAGCUCUUCGCGAUCCGCAGCCGGAUGCAGAAAGGGUGAAAGACCCGGAAUGGCUCAUUGUUGUUGGGGUCUGCACACAUUUAGGUUGCAUCCCCUUGCCGAAUGCCGGGGACUUUGGCGGGUGGUUCUGCCCAUGCCAUGGUUCCCAUUAUGAUAUCUCUGGAAGGAUUCGUAAGGGUCCUGCACCCUAUAACUUGGAGGUGCCCACCUACACCUUCUUGGAAGAGAACAAGUUAAUGAUUGGCUGAGAGUCUGGAUUUUACUAUAGUCUCUUAAUUUAGUAGGAGAUAAUGCCGAAGAGCUGUUGUAAUGUGUAUGUAACUUGGAUUUGUAACUGUUACUAGUCGGAUUGAUUUGUGAAUAAGUUUCCUGGCGUUUGCUAGGGGGAGUGCUGUUGAUCCUUGAUGCUUCUGUGGUUGGUAUUAAGUUUUUUGCUGGUCA
Molecule: messenger RNA, 1164 nt
Organism: Tripterygium wilfordii
Lineage: Eukaryota; Viridiplantae; Streptophyta; Magnoliopsida; Celastrales; Celastraceae
Product: cytochrome b-c1 complex subunit Rieske-4, mitochondrial-like
Exons: 2
Coding region: 108-971 (287 amino acids)
Biological process (GO): mitochondrial electron transport, ubiquinol to cytochrome c
Cellular component (GO): membrane
Molecular function (GO): quinol-cytochrome-c reductase activity; 2 iron, 2 sulfur cluster binding
Source: RefSeq, a predicted model, not a curated record